Molecule: messenger RNA, 1218 nt
Organism: Pipistrellus kuhlii (Kuhl's pipistrelle)
Lineage: Eukaryota; Metazoa; Chordata; Mammalia; Chiroptera; Vespertilionidae
Gene: OGFOD3
Product: 2-oxoglutarate and iron dependent oxygenase domain containing 3
Exons: 9
Coding region: 178-1128 (316 amino acids)
Cellular component (GO): membrane
Molecular function (GO): L-ascorbic acid binding; oxidoreductase activity, acting on paired donors, with incorporation or reduction of molecular oxygen; iron ion binding
Source: RefSeq, a predicted model, not a curated record
GAUCCGGGCCCGCAGCGCUCGGCCGGCGAUUGCUCGGGUCUGGCCGCCAGCCCCGGAGUGGACGGCCGAGCGCGUCGCCCGUGUCCCCGCCGCGCCUGCCUCGCGCUCCCUCACGCGCCGCUCGUCCCGGCCCCGGCGGCUCCCGCGCUCGGCCCGGCUCCGUGGCGGGCAGGCCCGAUGGCGCCUCAGCGGAGGGGCGCGCCCAAGGCGCCCGAAGGCAGCGGGACGGCCGAGCGCAGGCGCCCGAGCAGCAUGAAGAGCGCCCGGGCGCCCCGGGAGGUCCGGAGGAGGUGGCUGCGGGCCGCCGUCCUGGGUGCCGGGGCCGCGCUGGCCGCCGCGCUCCUGCUCUGGGGCAGCCUGGCGGGCGAGGACGGCGUCACCGAGGUCCUGGCUCACCGAGGCGAGGUCCUGCCCGGCCGCUUCAUUGAGGUGCCCUGCUCCGAGGACUACAACAGUCACCGGAGAUUCGAAGGCUGCUCCCCUAUCAAGUGUGGCCGGGGCGUCAGCGAUGCUGUCAUCACCAGGGAGGAGGCCCGGCGGGUCCGCAGCAUAGCCGAGAAGGGGCUCUCCCUGGGCGGAUCUGACGGAGGGGCGUCCAUCUUGGACUUGCACUCGGGCGCGCUGUCGGUGGGGAAGCACUUUGUGAACCUGUACAGGUACUUCGGGGACAACGUGGAGAACGUCUUCUCCGAAGAGGACUUCCGGGUGUACCGGGACGUGCGGCAGAAGGUCCAGCUCGCCAUCGCCCGGGCCUUCGGCAUCAGCGCGUCCUCGCUGUACCUGACCAAGCCCACCUUCUUCUCCCGCAUCAACAGCACGGCGGCCCGCACCGCCCACGACGAGUACUGGCACGCACACGUGGACAAGGUGACCUACGGCUCCUUCGACUACACCUCGCUGCUGUACCUCUCCGACUACCUGGAGGACUUCGGCGGGGGCCGCUUCGUGUUCAUGGAGGAGGGAGCCAACCGGACGGUGGAGCCCAGAGCAGGCCGCGUGUCCUUCUUCACCUCGGGGUCCGAGAACCUGCACCGAGUGGAGAGGGUGCGCUGGGGCACCCGCUACGCCGUCACCAUCGCCUUCACCUGCAACCCCGACCACAGCAUCGCCGACCCGGCCUUCACGUAGCCACCUCAGCGGCCCUCCCCCCUCCUCCCCCUCCCUCCCCCAUUCCCGGGAACAGGUGCCUUGCAUCCUCUUCAUGUGACUGGCUAACGU